Messenger RNA from Sesamum indicum (sesame), 2168 nucleotides. RefSeq names its product GRAS family transcription factor. NCBI's taxonomy places the organism in Eukaryota, Viridiplantae, Streptophyta, Magnoliopsida, Lamiales, Pedaliaceae. The record is from RefSeq and is a predicted model, not a curated record.
CUUGAAAAUUCAAACAUAACCCCUAUAGCCUUCCUAAGAAUUUCAAAAUCCUCUCUCUACAACUUUUGCCUCUUUGUCCCAACAACUAUGAGAAUAUGGUAAUAAAAUACCCUUUUACUCAAGUCUAAUGACAUUAAAAAAACCUUAAUAAAAACAUCACAACUGCCAAAACAACAGCAAACCCAACAUUGAAUAUGCGUUGCUUUGUCUUUUGCUUGUUGGGCAGCUUCAACAUACAUUAUUAUAACACUUGAAUGAACACAAGUCCACACCACCCAUGUUAUCCCCUUCUUAGGCCGUAUUCUGAUCAAUCAUCAAAAACUACACCAUAUCUUCUGAUCUUUUUUUCUCUCCCCAACUUUAGGAUUAAUUUCUGGUGUUAUGACUAUCGGGGAACCGGAGCCGAACCCUCCUCCUGAUCACGUCUUAGGAUGGAUGGGAGAGUCGGUCUCGUACUUUCCAACGUUUUUCGAUGACCCCUAUGAGACUGGGGAUUUCAGUGGUGAUUCUUGGUGGGUUGACGGUCAUAAUCUUGAACAAGACCAGGUUAAUACCAGUGCAAACUCUUUCACCACCAAUACCACAAGCAUAACCCCAGUACCAACUGACACUGUAGUUUCCAACCACUCUAUUCCAGUAGAUUUACCGAAGAAACGAAAAUUACCUGAUGAUUCGAGUCCAAAAGCUGCUCAAAAGAACAAGAAUCGACGUGUCAACGAGUCCGAUCCAGGGCCUGCAGGUGCAGCACAAGGGGUGGCACCUAGAAAACCAACUACACACAAGAGAGGGAGCAGGUCAGCUGGAAGUAGUAACAAUAAUAGCAAUAAUAAAGAAGGGAGAUGGGCAGAACAGCUGCUCAACCCAUGUGCUGCAGCCAUCACCGCCCGGAAUCUGUCCAGAGUCCAGCACUUCUUGUAUGUUCUAAAUGACCUGUCAUCUCUCAAUGGAGAUGCUAAUCAUCGGCUAGCAUAUCAUGGCCUCCAAGCGUUGACACACCACCUUUCUUCCGCCCCUGGUAGCAGCUUCUCCUCAGCGAGUGGCAAAACUUUUGCUUCCAGCAGCCCCAAAUUCUUCAGGGACGCUUUGAUCAAGUUCAAUGACAUCAACCCCUGGUUCAGAAUCCCAAACAAUGUUGUGAAUACUUCGAUCCUCCAAAUUCUUGCUGAACAAGGAAACCAGCAGACCAAUCUUCACAUUCUUGACAUUGGAGUGUCACAUGGAGUUCAAUGGCCUACGCUGCUGGAAGAACUGACGCGUCGGACAGGUGGGCCACCGCCUUUGGUACGUCUGACAGUGGUUGCUCCACCCACCAGCAAUGACCAAUCUAGACACACGACCCCGUUUGCAAAUGGCCCUCAAAAUUACGACUUCUCCUCCAAACUCCUCAGUUUUGCCAAGGAUAUGAACAUUAACCUGCAGAUCAGUAGAAUAGAAAACUUCCAGCUGCAGAACCUCAAUUCUCAAGUGAUCUCCUCAUCUGCAGAAGAAACGUUAGUCGUCUGUGCACAAUUCAGGCUGCAUAACUUAAAUCACAGCACCCCAGAUGACAGAACAGAGUUUCUAAGAGUGCUAAGGAGCUUGCAACCCAAAGGAGUAAUCUUAAGUGAGAACAACACAGAUUGCAGCUGCAGUAAUUGUGGUGACUUUGCAACAGGCUUCUCAAGGAGGGUUGAGUAUCUAUGGAGGUUCUUGGACUCAACCAGUGUUGCAUUUAAAGGACGUGAGAGCGAGGAGAGGAGGAUGAUGGAAGCAGAAGCAGCUAAAGUGCUGAUAAAUGUGGGGGAGAUGAAUGAAAGAAAAGAGAAAUGGUGUGAAAGAAUGAAAGGUGUAGGAUUUAAAGUGGAGGUGUUUGGAGAGGAGACGAUCGAUGGAGCGAGAGCAUUGCUGAGGAAGUAUGAUAGCAACUGGGAGAUCAGAGUGGAAGAGAAAGAUAGCUGUGUUGGACUGUGGUGGAAAGGACAGCAAGUAUCGUUUUGCUCACUGUGGAAGAUGGAUGAGGAUAGGUUAACAUAGUUAUCCAUGAAUGCUUUGUUCCCUGUUCCAAGUAUGAACUUGAAUUUUUUGUACUACUGCAAUUCUAGUCGCGCAUGCUCAUCCAGUCAAGCAUUUACAACUAUUCAAUCCCUGAGAUACUAUUGUGAAUGCAAAACAGGACUUAUACUCGAUAA